This is a messenger RNA of Scatophagus argus, 3259 nucleotides long. Its product is annotated as zinc finger protein 62-like. The record is from RefSeq and is a predicted model, not a curated record. Gene Ontology annotation, biological process: regulation of transcription by RNA polymerase II. NCBI's taxonomy places the organism in Eukaryota, Metazoa, Chordata, Actinopteri, Scatophagidae. Bases 646 to 2061 code for a protein of 471 amino acids. Gene Ontology annotation, molecular function: DNA-binding transcription factor activity; RNA polymerase II cis-regulatory region sequence-specific DNA binding. The transcript has 4 exons.
AUCAGACCAAUUAGCAGGCGUGUCGUAGACAGCAACUUUAAACCGCACAUGCUCCCUAAAGUCUUCAUCUCUGAAAGCGAAUCGAGCCUUUUCCUUUCAAAGGCAAGAAUGUGUGGCCUCUUCGCUGGACUGCUGAGGGCUCGACGGGCUUUGGCUCCGAGGGCAGGCGUAAUGAUUCAACAACGAGCAGGUUAUAUCCAUGGCAAACCGCCUAAGGAUAACGUUGGUGCAGCGGAAUCUGCUUUGGUACUGACUGUGUUGACUCUGGCCGUCCUCGUGCCUUCUGGUUGGAUACUUGCCCACUUAGACCAUUAUAAAACCCGUGUGUGAUGGAUGAGGCCCUGGACCAGUGUGUCCACCAUUAAAAAUGCCAUGUGAACCCUGUCGGAGAUCUUUUUUGUAGCAUAAUAAACGUUCCCAAAUACACUUUGUCAGUUUCUGUUUUUUUUUUUUUUUUUUUUUUUUAACCCAUGCAUUUCUGCCUCCACACCACCAGGCGGCAGAAGCUGUUAACAAGUGAAAGUUCUAACCCUGGUUGCAAGCAGACUGUAUCGCCACAAGGCGUCCAGAUAGACAGACACUUUAUUGAUUCUGAGGGAAAUUCAUAACUGUUAUCUGUUGGGGCCAACUGCCUUUGAAUGCACCAUGAAGCCGCAACUGGCUGGGACCAUAAAGCGUCCAUCUGGGACAAAACCAGCCGGAGCUGAGGCCGCGCUGUCUCGGCAAGAGGCUCUUGUUGCAGCGAUACACGGAGCAUUUGAAGUGGCCGUAGAGAGCGCAGUUCAGGAGGUCACGAAGCUUUUCGGUCAGGCAACUGCGGACGUCUACGAAGAGGUGCGACAAGAGAACGAGUCCCUCAAAGAAAGACUACAGAGAGCUGAAGCUUUGCUGGACUCUGCGCGCAAGGAGGAAACGGUUGGCAGCUCUCCUCGUUCAAAGCAACUCUUGGAUACCAGUAAAUACACAGAUCAGCCGACUCGCCCUAAACGCAGCCAAAACAGCCCAAAUCCCAAAGUGAGAAACGCGCAGGCUUUCGGGCUCAGAUGUGGCGUCCCUGCUGCUCAGGCUCAUGACCCCCAACGUAAACCAAUGAACAGGAAUAAAAAGCAGAGUGGUGGUGAUGUAUCUGACCAAGAGAAAAAUAAUGGAGGUGUUGUUGCUUGUGAUGCUUUGGUUAAAGACAUCUGUGAAGAGAUGCCCCGUGUAUGUGUGGUGAGGGUAGAGAACUUAAACCAGCCGUGUCAGGAACACGACUUGGCACAACUUCCCAGUGCAGAUGACGAGACCACUUUACAGCAGAUUACAGUGAAGCAGGAGAAGCCAGAAGAGGAGGGAGGUGGUUCAGCUUGCUGUUUAGACUCGAUCAAAGUGGAGGAUUUAAGCCACGAGUGCAUGUUAGCGGUCCAGACCAAAAUGCUGGAGGAAUGGAAACCAGAAGCGCUGGACUCAGUCACUCCUGUGUCCUGCAGCGGGCUGGCUCAGGCUCCUCCUUCAAACCUGUCCACCAAUCUCCCACCGUCCACAGAUCUUCCAUCCCUCUCCUCAGAGUUCCCAAACAUCUUCCAGCUGGCAGAACCAGCUCCCGUCCCAGCAGCUCCCCCACAGGUUUAUGGAGUCCACGUCCGGACCAGCCGCAACCUCAGCCACACUUACGCCUGCAAGUACUGCGGUCAGAUGUUCCACCUGCCCAGCUUGCUCCGCCGGCACCACGGACAGUGCCAGCAGAAGCUCCAGCAGGGUUGUCAGCGGCCUGUAGCAGGAAACAGGAGGACCAAACUGCAGCUUUACCCACCAGGCUGCAGCCCCUUCUGCUGCACAGUGUGCAACCGAGAGUUCAAUCGCAUGGAGAACCUCAAGACUCACCUACGCAUCCACACGGGAGAGAGGCCAUUCACCUGCUCGGUCUGCUCCAAGUGUUUCCGUCACUCUGGGGCAUUGACCAGACACUUCCGUAUCCACACCGGAGAGAAGCCUUACAUCUGUGGACAGUGUGGGAAGUCUUUCAGAAACUGUGGGGGACUUAAAUUCCACGAGCGGUCACACAACAAGCUGCUGCAGUAGAGUGGGACUUGACACAGUUGCGGCCGUCAAGAUCAUUUCAAGAUCAGAUUUUUUUGCAGUCUCUCAAAAUGUUCAAAUUUAAUCAUUUUUAUGAAAAAAAAACAAAAAUUGCCAGGCUGUUAUAGACUGCCAGUUGUCUUGACAAACGGGAUAUGCCGUAGGUACAGCUGAUGGAGAGCCCAUGAGAGCGUGAAGAGUGACACUUUCCCAUCCCAGAAAAAGUAGUAGCACUAGCAUUUUACUUUUACAGUGUUUUGGUAUAUAGUUAUAAGUAUCUGUUAGUACAAAAAGUACAAACAGCAAUCCUUAGGUUUGGCUUAUCAAUCCUUAUCAAUAUUUCGGUAGGAUCGUACUUACUGGUUGUUUUUUUAAGACAGGAAUGGCCAGCACAGCCCAGACUAACCUUCAAGGCCCAGUGUGGAGGAUUUAGGAGGAUGCUUUCAUUAGUUUAUAAUCACCUGAAACUAAGAAUCAUCAUUUUUUCAUUCCCUCAGGAUCAGCUUUUCCUAUUUACAGAAGGAGCAGGUCCUCCUCCAUGGAGCCUGCAUUGUUUCUACAGUAGCCAGAAAACACUGGUUUUAGAGUAGGAGUUUUUUGUUUUUAGCAACCACCGUAAAUUCUCCUAUACACAUGGAAAGGGAAGGUAAGGUGAUGGGUGUUUUUUUUGUUGCCAUAUGCAACAUCACCAGUACAUGCCAAUAAAUCCUCCAUGGUGGUUCUUUGAAUGAUCGUCUGGCUUGUAUGCAAUCCAUCAGGCAGUAGGUGAUUGUACCAUAACAGGGUCUCUCCUCUGUAUGUUGUUUUUACUACCAGGUCUUCCCUUUGAGAUUGCAGAUAUUGUUUCUAAGAGCACUCAAGCAGAAAGCAGUGUCUCAACAAUAUGAACAGAGUAAAGUAAAUUAGUAGUAAAUUAUUCUCUUAUUUGUAAAAAUGGACCAAUAGAAAGACAAAAGUAUAGGUUUUGUAGCUAUACUUUGCUUUAUAUGAUGGCUCAGUAAUAAUUGAUAUGAAAUGUGUAAUUCCAAGUGCCAUUUUCUAACUUGUUCCAUGAUGGUUUGUGUUUAUUGUUUGUGGAAAUCUUUAUUUAAUUAUUUGUUUCUCUGCCUAUCAUAUACAAAUAUGCAUCGUAUUUUGGCUAUGGGUAUGGAAAAUGUAUGGAAAAACUUUUGCUGAAUAAAGAGUGUGGAAAUUACUCAAA